This is a messenger RNA of Habropoda laboriosa, 2661 nucleotides long. Its product is annotated as mucin-22-like. The annotation marks the transcript as partial. Lineage: Eukaryota; Metazoa; Arthropoda; Insecta; Hymenoptera; Apidae. The record is from RefSeq and is a predicted model, not a curated record. The transcript has 4 exons.
GUAAAGAUGGUAACAGUACGACGACUACGGCUGAUGGUACGACGACUAAAGACAAAGACGGCAAUAGUAAUACGUCAACAGCAACAAGCAAUACACUUGCUGACAAAGAUGGUAACAGUACAACCACUACAGCUGAUGGUACGACAACCAAAGACAAAGAUGGUAAUAGCAACACGUCAACAGCAACAAGCAAUACACUUGCUGGUAAAGAUGGCAACAGUACGACGACUACGGCUGAUGGUACGACAAUUAAAGACAAAGAUGGCAAUAGCAAUACAUCGACGUCUACCAGUAAUACGAUCACAGAUGGUAAGAAUACGACCACCACAACAGCAUCUGGUACAACCUAUGGCAGUGCAGACCCAUCUGAUAAAACAAGCACGAAUAUUGGUCAAAAUGGCCUAAGCUUUACAGAUGCGUCUGGUAAUAAGACAGGGCCAAGUGUGACAGCAUCAGGUAUUGAUGCAGGUAAUGAAAAAAUUACCAAUGUUGCAGAUGGUACAGUGAGCCCGACAUCUAAAGAUGCAGUGAACGGUAGCCAACUUUAUACAGCAACCACAGAUUUAACGAAUAAAGGUUUAAAUUUUGCUGAUACGAAUGGCACAGUUACGCAUAAAAACUUAGGUGAAACGUUAACGAUUAAAGGUACAGGUACAAAAGCUGAUGAUCAGUACAAUACCGAUAAUCUAAAAACAACCACAGAUAGUAAUGGCAAUAUUGUGGUUGGAUUGGAUAAAAAUGCAACUUUUGAUAGUUUAAAUGCUGGUGGAACCACAGUUAACUCAACUGGCUUAACUAUAAACAAUGGUCCAAGCAUUACGACAUCUGGUAUUAAUGCCGCAGGUACCAAAGUGACCAAUGUUGCAGAUGGUACAGAUACAUCUGAUGCUGUAAAUAAAGGUCAGCUUAAUACCUUACAAUCAGAAAUGAACAGUAAGUUUGACGAUCUUUCAACUAAAGGUAGUUCAACACAGGACAGUUCUGGAAAUAGUUCGAGCACAACAGCAUCUGGAACGACCGUUACAGAUAAAGAUGGUAAUACAAAUUCAUCUACAUCUACUGGGAAUACUGUUUCAGGUAAAGAUGGUAACAGUACGACGACUACGGCUGAUGGUACGACGACUAAAGACAAAGACGGCAAUAGUAAUACGUCAACAGCAACAAGCAAUACACUUGCUGACAAAGAUGGUAACAGUACAACCACUACAGCUGAUGGUACGACAACCAAAGACAAAGAUGGUAAUAGCAACACGUCAACAGCAACAAGCAAUACACUUGCUGGUAAAGAUGGCAACAGUACGACGACUACGGCUGAUGGUACGACGACUAAAGACAAAGACGGCAAUAGUAAUACGUCAACAGCAACAAGCAAUACACUUGCUGACAAAGAUGGUAACAGUACAACCACUACAGCUGAUGGUACGACAACCAAAGACAAAGAUGGUAAUAGCAACACGUCAACAGCAACAAGCAAUACACUUGCUGGUAAAGAUGGCAACAGUACGACGACUACGGCUGAUGGUACGACGACUAAAGACAAAGACGGCAAUAGUAAUACGUCAACAGCAACAAGCAAUACACUUGCUGACAAAGAUGGUAACAGUACAACCACUACAGCUGAUGGUACGACAACCAAAGACAAAGAUGGUAAUAGCAACACGUCAACAGCAACAAGCAAUACACUUGCUGGUAAAGAUGGCAACAGUACGACGACUACGGCUGAUGGUACGACGACUAAAGACAAAGACGGCAAUAGUAAUACGUCAACAGCAACAAGCAAUACACUUGCUGACAAAGAUGGUAACAGUACAACCACUACAGCUGAUGGUACGACAACCAAAGACAAAGAUGGUAAUAGCAACACGUCAACAGCAACAAGCAAUACACUUGCUGGUAAAGAUGGCAACAGUACGACGACUACGGCUGAUGGUACGACGACUAAAGACAAAGACGGCAAUAGUAAUACGUCAACAGCAACAAGCAAUACACUUGCUGACAAAGAUGGUAACAGUACAACCACUACAGCUGAUGGUACGACAACCAAAGACAAAGAUGGUAAUAGCAACACGUCAACAGCAACAAGCAAUACACUUGCUGGUAAAGAUGGCAACAGUACGACGACUACGGCUGAUGGUACGACGACUAAAGACAAAGACGGCAAUAACAGUACAGGUAAUACGAACCAAUCUACGGCUACAGGUAAUACAGUUAAGGAUGCUUCUGGCAAUACGAAUCAGACAACGGCAACAUCGAAUACGCUUAGUGGUAAAGAUGCGUCCGGCAAUGCGGUUAGUUCUACAACAACGGCAUCAGGAACAAACGUUGCAACAAAAGAUAGCUCAGGUGCAGAUAAAACAAGCUCAACGAUUAACAACAAUGGUUUAAGCUUUAAAGAUGCAUCUGGCACAGCAACAGGUCCAAGUGUAACAGCUUCAGGAAUUGAUGCAGGAAAUCAAAAAGUCACAAAUGUUUCAAAUGGUAGCAUUGGUUCGACAUCUAAAGAUGCUGUGAAUGGUUCACAAGUGUACGCUGCAAAUGCUUCUAUCGCAGCGGCACUAGGUGGUCAUGUACAUUUAAAAGACCUUGGGCAAUUGGUUGCAGAGCAAAUACAAGCAGCUGGUGGUGUUGCAAAAGAAUUUAAUACCAUUGCAGUCGAUGAUG